Messenger RNA from Sabethes cyaneus, 1296 nucleotides. Its product is annotated as helicostatins. Lineage: Eukaryota; Metazoa; Arthropoda; Insecta; Diptera; Culicidae. The record is from RefSeq and is a predicted model, not a curated record. The transcript is spliced from 3 exons. Bases 1 to 561 code for a protein of 186 amino acids. Gene Ontology annotation, molecular function: neuropeptide hormone activity.
AUGCGCCCGAACAGCACAACACCGCUGAUGCUGAUGAUGAGCUCCAUCACUGUCAUUCUCUAUCUGGCAUGUGCAGCAGAUGGUUCCACCGCGUCGGAUCAGUUCAGCAAUGACGGCCAAAGUUCGGCGACGGCGGACUCGGACGACCGAGGCCAGCGUGAGCUAUCGUCAGCCACAUUUCAGCAUUUGCUCGCGGUUCGCUCGCCCAAAUAUAACUUUGGGCUCGGAAAGCGAAGAUACGUCGAGAACACUCCCGGUGCCAAGCGGCUGUCACACUACAAUUUUGGCCUGGGGAAACGUGGCCGGUUGGAUUUAUUUGACUAUGAAGAAGACAGCCUACCGAGUUGGAGUGAUGAAUACCCAGGUUUAAUAUCGAAAGACAUUCCUGACUAUGAAGCUGAUCAGGACAAAGAGGCGGAAAAACGAUCAGGUGGGUAUCGGUAUCAUUUUGGAUUGGGUAAAAGACGAACAUACGAUUUUGGACUUGGCAAACGUUCAUACCAGGGCGGUGAAGAGAAACGGCUACCAAACCGUUACAACUUUGGACUCGGACGUCGUUAAUCGAGAGCCAUCAAACAGCGCCUAAAAUCGCAUAUCGAAAUCCACUAAACCUGAAAAUUGACCUCUAUUGUGCACCCAGCAAUGACGUCGAACAUCAACAAAAGCGAACGACUUGAAACCAUAAUAAUACCACCACACCAGCGACAGACCAAAGCCAAGAACCCUGCGAGAUUAUGUCCCCCAAAACGAUAAUCUAUUGCAUUUGCAAAUUUUUUGUAUUGAUCUCUUUGAAUGACUUUUUCGAAACAUACAUUACAGUGUAACAAAAAUGCAUACUUGCUAUUCAUUGUCCUAAACUAUCACUAACCAAGAGCAAACUUUAAUUCGGAGACGUGUGCUAAUGUGCCAAAUAUAUCAAUAUACAAAUUACUAUUAUGACAUAAGAGUUAAGAAAUGAAAACCUGCAGUCCAACCCCACUUUUUUAAAAUUCUUUCGAGUUUUCUUUCUCAACGUAAUUAAGCUUGAUUUCAGUACAGAAUAGAUAGGUUGGAUUUGGUAGGAGAGCCCAGCUGUAAAUACAGGACAUCAGCAAUUGCAGCACAAUGUUUAGUCGAUCAUCAAUGAAAUAUUACGAAAGCUUCCGGUAUAACUGUUUACGACCCAUAUCGAACUGUUAUACUAUUUAUGAUAAGGUGCCGGUUGGAGAUUGACAUUCCUCUAAAUGAAUGCUACAAAGUAAAAACCGUAAGCACGGUUGACAAAAAAACUUGCUUGCUGUUCAUAUGUAAAUUGUU